UAGGUUGAUAGAUACCUAUAUCUCCAGGAUACCGCAGUCCCUGACACAGGGACAGUGCCCUUCUCCAGCGCUGCUUGCCCGAGCCAGUGCAAAAGGCGGCUCCAGCGGUGGAUGAUGGAGAUGUAGCGGGAGAGCUGCUGCGGUCAGUCGACAAGGUGCGCAUCUCCCGCGCUGCCUUCUCCAGCCCCAGAGGAGGAGCCCGGGAGGAUGCAGAGGGAGCGGGUCCCGCCGAGGGCAGGGCCCCGCGCUGUGCUGCGAGCUGUCCGGGGCGCCGGGCCCCGCCGUCACGGGAAGGGCAGGCGGGUGCCUCGCACGGCCGCAGGCACGGGGCCGCGGGAGUCACGUCGGGCGGCCCCUUGCUCAGCGCCGCGGGCCGCCUCCCGCAGCCCCCCCGGCGGAGCCCGGCGCCGGGGCAGGCGGGGGCGGGGGCCCGCGGGCCGCGCCGUGAUUGGGUGCCAUUGUUCCCUUUAUGCCGGGCCGCAUAAAUAGCGGCCCGCGGGGCGCCCGCCAUCGCCUGCGCCCGCCCAUGCAGUCCGACGUGGGCUCCGCGUCCAGCCGGGCAUCGUCGCCGGAGCCGGGAGAAGCCGGCGGCCCCGGAGAGCGGGGCGAGCCCGGGCCCCGGGCCCAGCUGCGGGGCAGCGGGCAGGCGCCGUCCGCGGAGCACCGGCACCGGCAGCGGCUGCGGGUGAACAGCCGCGAGCGCCAGCGGAUGCACGACCUGAACCAGGCCCUGGACGGGCUGCGCGAGGUGAUGCCCUACUCGCAGGGGCCGGCGGUGCGCAAGCUCUCCAAGAUCGCCACCUUGCUGCUGGCCCGCAACUACAUCCUCACGCUCAGCAGCUCCCUGCAGGAGAUGCGGCGGCUGCUGGGCGAGCUGCGCGCCGGGCCCCCCGCCUGCUCCCUGGGCUACCCGGCCUUCCGAGCCGCGCCCGCCCCGCACGAGCCCCCGGGCCCCGCUUACAGACACUACUCGGGCCUGGCCUGCCCCUGCUCGCUGUGCCAAGCGCUGCCCCCGCAGCUGCCCAGAACCGCAGCCGCCCACGCCUGCCUCGGGACGAGCAAGUGAAGCCAAAGACUCGCGGGACCGAACAGCUUCGAGGGGCCAGCCCCUGCGGAACUGGGGAUGUUGGGGGUGGAGGAGGGAACCAGGCGGCUUCCUCCUAAUGAAGACCCUCGCUGGUCCCCAGAGCAUGCUGUGACGGCUCUGGCUCCAAACCGCCUCCUUCCUUCUGUAUCAGUUGAGUUGGGCCCUCCCAGAGCUGUGCACACAGCAGCUUGGUCUGGUGCCAUUGCCUCCCGCUCUGUCUGCCUUGCUUGAGUAGCUGAUGCAACUACCUAGCGUCUCCCUUGUAGUCCCAAUAAACACAGGGAUGUUCUGUUCCAA
This is a messenger RNA of Alligator mississippiensis (American alligator), 1384 nucleotides long. Its product is annotated as oligodendrocyte transcription factor 3. Gene Ontology annotation, molecular function: protein dimerization activity. The record is from RefSeq and is a predicted model, not a curated record. NCBI's taxonomy places the organism in Eukaryota, Metazoa, Chordata, Crocodylia, Alligatoridae. The transcript has a single exon. Bases 470 to 1066 code for a protein of 198 amino acids.